Molecule: messenger RNA, 2356 nt
Organism: Echinops telfairi (small Madagascar hedgehog)
Lineage: Eukaryota; Metazoa; Chordata; Mammalia; Afrosoricida; Tenrecidae
Gene: ARSI
Product: arylsulfatase family member I
Exons: 3
Coding region: 1-1758 (585 amino acids)
Source: RefSeq, a predicted model, not a curated record
AUGCACGCCCUCACCGGCUUCUCACUAGUCAGCCUGCUCAGCUUUGGCUACUUGUCCUGGGACUGGACCAAACCGAGCCUAGUGUCCGAUGAGCCCGGGGAGGCUGGCUCAGAGCAGCCAUCGACUGCAUCACCCCAACCUCCCCACAUCAUCUUCAUCCUCACGGACGACCAGGGCUUCCACGACGUGGGCUACCACGGGUCAGAAAUCGAGACCCCUACGCUGGACCGGCUGGCAGCGGAAGGCGUCAAGUUGGAGAAUUACUAUAUCCAGCCCAUCUGCACACCUUCCCGGAGCCAGCUCCUCACCGGCAGGUAUCAGAUCCACACGGGGCUCCAGCACUCCAUCAUCCGACCCCGGCAGCCCAACUGCCUGCCCCUGGGGCUGGUGACACUGCCCCAGAAGCUGCAGGAGGCGGGGUACUCCACCCACAUGGUGGGCAAGUGGCACCUGGGCUUCUACCGGAAGGAGUGCCUGCCCACCCGCCGCGGCUUCGACACCUUCCUGGGCUCGCUCACAGGGAAUGUGGACUACUACAGCUACGACAACUGCGACGGCCCCGGGGUGUGCGGCUUUGACCUGCACGAGGGGGAGAGUGUGGCCUGGGAGCUCAGUGGCCAGUACUCCACGCUGCUGUACGCACAGCGGGUCAGCCACAUCCUGGCCAGCCACGAUCCCCGCAGGCCCCUCUUCCUCUAUGUGGCCUUCCAGGCGGUGCACACGCCGCUGCAGUCCCCGCGGGAGUACCUCUACCGCUACCGCGCCAUGGGCAACGUGGCCCGGCGCAAGUACGCGGCCAUGGUGACGUGCAUGGACGAGGCCGUGCGCAACAUCACCGGGGCCCUCAAGCGCUACGGCUUCUACAAUAACAGCCGCUACGGCUUCUACAAUAACAGCGUCAUCAUCUUCUCCAGCGACAACGGCGGCCAGACCUUCUCAGGGGGCAGCAACUGGCCGCUCCGCGGACGCAAGGGCACUUACUGGGAAGGCGGCGUGCGCGGCCUCGGCUUCGUCCACAGCCCCCUGCUCAAGCGGAAGCGAAGGACGAGCCGCGCCCUGGUGCACAUCACCGACUGGUACCCCACCCUGGUGGGGCUGGCGGGUGGCACCACGUCGGCGGCCGACGGGCUGGAUGGCUACGACGUGUGGCCGGCCAUCAGCGAGGGCCGGGCCUCCCCGCGGACGGAGAUCCUGCACAACAUUGACCCGCUCUACAACCACGCCCCGCGAGGCUCGCUGGAGGGCGGCUUCGGCAUCUGGAACACAGCCGUGCAGGCCGCCAUCCGCGUGGGAGAGUGGAAGCUGCUGACCGGGGACCCCGGCUACGGAGACUGGAUCCCGCCGCAGACCCUCGCCACCUUCCCCGGCAGCUGGUGGAACUUGGAGCGGAUGGCCAGCGCCCGCCAGGCCGUGUGGCUCUUCAACAUCAGCGCUGACCCCUACGAGCGGGACGAUCUGGCAGAGCGGAGGCCGGACGUGGUCCGCGCCCUGCUGGCCCGCCUGGCGGACUAUAACCGCACGGCAGUCCCCGUGCGCUACCCGGCAGCGAAUCCCCGGGCCCACCCGGACUUCAAUGGGGGAGCCUGGGGUCCCUGGGCCAGUGAGGAAGAGGAGGAGGAGGAGGACCCGGAGGAGCAGGAAGAGGACGGCAGGGCUCGGGGCUUCUCCUGGGGUCGCCGCAAGAAGAAAUGCAAGAUUUGCAAGCUGCGAUCCUUUUUCAGGAAACUCAACACCAGGCUGAUGUCGCACCGGAUCUGAUGAGCGUCCUGGACCAUCUACCUCCACACAUGAGGGCUCUUGGACGGGGCGGGGGACUCAGACGGCUUGUGGUAGAGAGGAGAAGACGUUGUCCCUGUGACCCAGUCAGCCUGUACAAGCCCCCCAGCCUCUGCUUCCUCGCUGUGAAGUGGGUGCUGAGGACUAGGUGACUCUGGGGUUCCUCACCCUGCCCUCCUUGACCUUCUGGCCCUGGAACCUUGCACUCUGUGCAAUUGCUGAGUGGAGAAGGGCUCAGAGCUCCAGGCCUGUGGGUGGAGGACAGCCGCCCUUGAGGGCACUCCCUUGAGCAGGGAAGGGACCUUGCUGGGGCAGAUUUGAGGCUGGACUGAUGGUGGGAACUGUGGGAGAGAGUGCCCCGUCCCCCACCCCUGAACCCAAAGGAACUGGCUCCCUAUGAGCUGUUGAAGGCCCCAGGGCUGUAGAAAGAGGUAGGGGAUGAGCCCCGGAGUGAACAGGCUUCCCAUGUUCGCCUUGGAGUCCCCCCUCCCCAUCCUCUCUCUGAAUGGGGUGCCAGCGCCAGCUCUGCUGAGGAUGGGCUGAGGGCACGGCUGUGGAGGAGCCUGUGAGCCUGAUUAAA